CAGCCAGCCUUGGCCAAAGGCAGUGAUUAUCAGCCCGAGGGUGAGGUGGGGCAGUGUCCUCCAGCUGAAACAUCCUCAUGCCCCAAGUGUGACCGAGGGGAGCCCCUGACCCAUCCCAAAUCCCUCUGACCCACAGGACUGAAACCCAAACCCAGCCCCGCGACUCCGAGCUGCGCAUUAACUCUGCCAGAGCUGGGAACAAAGGUUUGGGGGCUGGAUUGGGCUUUUUAAAAUUGAUUUGCAAAGCAAACCAGCUCAGCUGAGCGGAACAGGCGUCGGUGGAGGAGUGUGAGCUGCCUCCUGGGUGGUUGCUGGGCUAUAAAAUCCCAUCCCCACCAGCGCUGGCAGGGGGAUGUGCCGGCUCCCCGAGCUCUCGGAGCGUUUCCACGUUGGCCAGGAGAGGUUCUGAACAUGCGUGGUGUUGGUCUCUGGAGGCUUUAAUCAAAUCCAGACUUUACCAGAAAUCGACUCGAAACUUCCAGCAAGCUGAGGAAACUGAAAGCAGCCGGAGCAGGGAGGCUCCCGGGCGGGUGUUUGGGGCUGGCAGGGAUGUUGCCUUCAGCAAGGGGACAGUCCCCGUGAGGCAGCCGGGAUGAGAGCCUACCCAUGAGCUCAGACUUCCAGCAUUACAGUUUCAGGAUGCCGAACAUCGGGUUCCAGAACCUUCCUCUCAACAUAUACAUCGUGGUUUUCGGCACAGCCAUCUUCGUCUUCAUCCUCAGCUUGCUCUUCUGCUGCUACUUGAUCAGGCUCAGGCAUCAGGCACACAAAGAGCUUUAUGCCUACAAACAGGUCAUACUCAAGGAGAAGGUGAAGGAGCUGAACCUCCAUGAGAUCUGUGCCGUGUGCCUGGAGGAGUUCAAGCCCAAGGAUGAGCUGGGGAUCUGUCCCUGCAAACAUGCCUUCCACAGGAAGUGCCUCAUCAAGUGGCUGGAGGUGCGGAAGGUGUGUCCCCUGUGUAACAUGCCGGUGCUGCAGCUGGCGCAGCUGCACGGGAAGCCGGACCCGGGCCCGCCGCAGGGGCCGCUGCCCGGCUCGCAGAACAUCGUAUAGAGCAUCAUCCCUCCCGGGCCGGGCCCGGCCGCGCCCG
Molecule: messenger RNA, 1090 nt
Organism: Camarhynchus parvulus
Lineage: Eukaryota; Metazoa; Chordata; Aves; Passeriformes; Thraupidae
Gene: RNF24
Product: ring finger protein 24
Exons: 6
Coding region: 607-1053 (148 amino acids)
Cellular component (GO): endomembrane system
Molecular function (GO): ubiquitin protein ligase activity; zinc ion binding
Source: RefSeq, a predicted model, not a curated record